AUGAACCGCUUCAAUGGGCUCUGCAAGGUGUGCUCAGAGCGCCGUUACCGCCAGAUUACCAUCCCUAGGGGGAAGGACGGUUUCGGCUUCACCAUCUGCUGUGACUCUCCAGUCCGUGUCCAGGCCGUGGAUUCUGGAGGCCCAGCGGAGCGGGCAGGACUACAGCAGCUGGACACCGUGCUGCAGCUGAACGAGAGGCCGGUGGAACAUUGGAAAUGUGUGGAGCUGGCGCAUGAGAUCCGGAGCUGCCCCAGUGAGAUUAUCCUGCUUGUGUGGCGCAUGGUGCCCCAGAUCAAGCCAGGGCCAGAUGGUGGGGUCCUGCGGCGUGCCUCCUGCAAGUCAGCACUUGACCUCCAGUCACCCCCUAACAAGCGGGAGAAGAACUGCACCCAUGGAGUCCAGGCACGGCCUGAGCAGCGCCACAGCUGCCACCUGGUGUGUGACAGCUCCGACGGGCUGCUAUUGGGCGGCUGGGAGCGCUACACUGAGGUGACCAAGCAUAGGGGCCAGCACACCCUGCCUGCGCUGUCCCGUGCCACUGCCCCCACAGACCCAAACUACAUCAUCCUGGCACCGCUGAACCCUGGGAGCCAGCUGCUGCGACCUGUGUAUCAGGAGGACACCAUUCCAGAAGAAGAAUCAGGCAAUCCUAGCAAAGCAAAGUCCUCCACAGGCCUGGGGAAGAAGUCCCGGCUGAUGAAGACAGUGCAGACCAUGAAGGGCCAUGGAAACUAUCAGAACUGCCCGGUCCUGAGGCCACAUGUCCCGCACUCCAGCUACGGCACCUACGUCACCCUGGCCCCCAAGGUCCUGGUGUUCCCUGUCUUUGUUCAGCCUCUAGAUCUCUGCAACCCAGCCCGGACACUUCUGCUGUCGGAGGAACUCCUAUUGUACGAGGGGAGGAACAAGGCUGCUCAGGUGACCCUGUUUGCCUACUCGGACCUGCUGCUCUUCACGAAGGAGGACGAGCCAGGUCGCUGCAACGUCCUGAGGAACCCCCUCUACCUCCAGAGCGUGAAGCUGCAGGAAGGCUCUUCUGGGGACCUGAAAUUCUGCGUGCUAUAUCUUGCAGAGAAGGCAGAGUGCUUAUUCACUUUGGAGGCACACUCACAGGAGCAGAAGAAGAGAGUGUGCUGGUGCCUGGCAGAGAACAUCGCCAAGCAGCAACAGCUGGCUGCCUCGCCCCUGGAGAGCAAGAUGUUUGAGGCAGAAGCAGAUGCGAAGAGGGAGAUGUCCUCAGCUGAAGGCAAGGGGCCGGCUGCUGAGGCCUCCCCACCCAGCGAGGAUGGCCAGGAACCUCCUCUGGAGCCAGACCAAGCCCUCAGCCAGGACCCAUCUGUGGGGCAGACACCUGCUCCUGGUCCAGAGUCCCCAUCCAGCGGAGACAUACCCACCUGCACAGAACCCUCUCCGGGCCAGGAAAUCUCACCAAGCAAGGACACCCCGCCAGCCCAGGACCCCACAACCCUCCAUGACCUGACUGUUGGUCAGGAGCCUCCUCCCAGCCCGGACCCUCUGCUCAGCAAAGCUGCCCCUGCAAUCCAGGAAGCCCCUGCCCAGGACCUUGCACCCCAAGACCCACCUCCCAGCCUUGCCCCACUAGUUGCUGAGACUCCUGCUGAGGAGACCCCUAGCACCAGCACUGCCACUGUCGCAGCUGCCACUGGGGACCCACCAGCAGCCCCUGGGACCCCGCCUGCCACCUCCAGGCCCGCCUUCGUGAUCCCGGAGGUCCGGCUAGAUAGCGCCUACAGCCAGGGGGCAGGGGCCGAAGGGGGCAGCUCAGAUGAGGAGGAGGAUGCAGAGGAGGUGGAAGAUGGAGAGGAAGGCGAGGAGGGUGAGGAGGACGAGGAAGAGGACACCAGCGAUGACAACUACGGGGAACGCAGCGGGACCAAGCGCAGCAGCAUGAUCGAGACGGGCCAGGGUGCCGAGGGUGGCCUCUCGCUGCGGGUGCAGAACUCGCUGCGGCGCCGGACGCACAGCGAGGGCAGUCUGCUGCAGGAGGCUCGCGGGGCUUGCUUCUCCUCUGACACCACCCUGCACUGCUCGGAUGGUGAGGGCACCACGUCCUCCUGGGCCAUCCCUUCACCCCGCACCCUCAAGAAGGAGCUGGGUCGCAAUGGUGGUUCCAUGCACCAUCUGUCCCUCUUCUUCACCGGGCACAGGAAGAUGAGUGGGGAUGACGACGAAGCCUCCAGGAAGAGAAAAAGCAAAAACCUAGCCAAGGACAUGAAGACCAAGCUGGGCAUCUUCAGAAGGCGGAAUGAGUCGCCUGGGGCCCAGCCAGCGGGCAAAGCAGACAAAAUGAUGAAGUCUUUCAAGCCCACCUCAGAGGAAGCCCUCAAGUGGAGCGAGUCCUUGGAGAAGCUGCUACUUCACAAAUAUGGGUUAGCAGUUUUCCAAGCCUUCCUUCGCACGGAGUUCAGCGAGGAGAACCUGGAGUUCUGGCUGGCCUGCGAGGACUUCAAGAAGGUCAAGUCACAGUCCAAGAUGGCAGCCAAAGCCAAGAAGAUCUUUGCAGAAUAUAUCGCCAUCCAGGCGUGCAAAGAGGUCAACCUGGACUCUUACACACGGGAACACACGAAGGACAACCUGCAGAGUGUCACACGGGGCUGCUUCGACCUGGCCCAGAAGCGCAUCUUUGGGCUCAUGGAAAAGGACUCCUACCCUCGCUUCCUCCGCUCCGAUCUUUACCUGGACCUCAUAAACCAGAAGAAAAUGAGUCCCCCACUUUAGGGACCACCGGGAUGGAACGCAACCUACA
Messenger RNA from Ochotona curzoniae (black-lipped pika), 2767 nucleotides. Its product is annotated as regulator of G-protein signaling 3-like. The transcript is spliced from 16 exons. Gene Ontology annotation, molecular function: protein binding. Bases 1 to 2739 code for a protein of 912 amino acids. The record is from RefSeq and is a predicted model, not a curated record. Gene Ontology annotation, cellular component: nucleus; plasma membrane. Gene Ontology annotation, biological process: signal transduction. Lineage: Eukaryota; Metazoa; Chordata; Mammalia; Lagomorpha; Ochotonidae.